Messenger RNA from Naegleria lovaniensis, 1293 nucleotides. RefSeq lists its product as uncharacterized. NCBI's taxonomy places the organism in Eukaryota, Heterolobosea, Eutetramitea, Acrasida, Naegleriidae. Gene Ontology annotation, cellular component: RNA polymerase II, holoenzyme. The record is from RefSeq and is a predicted model, not a curated record. Gene Ontology annotation, biological process: mRNA 3'-end processing. The transcript is spliced from 4 exons. The coding region runs from base 1 to 1293 and encodes 430 amino acids. Gene Ontology annotation, molecular function: RNA polymerase II complex binding.
AUGAACGAAAAAGUAUUUGUGGAUAAAUUGGACAAGCUAACGAACACUCAGCAAAGUAUUCAAUCAUUAUCCUUGUGGGUAAUAUACCAUGCCAAACGAGCAAAAGAGAUUGUUCAGAUCUGGUUAAGAGAAGUGAAGAAAGCGGCACCAAAAAGAAAAUUAUGUUACUUUUAUUUGGCUAAUGAUGUUAUUCAAAACUCCCGAAAGAAAACACAGGCUUUUGUGGACGAAUUUCAACAUGUUUUACCUGUAGCCUUACGUGAUAACAUUAAUAUGAUUCCUCAAAACGAGCAAAAGAGUUUACAGAGAAUGUUCAAUGUGCUCGAAGAGCGAAAGAUUUUUACUAGUGACUUCUCUAAAGAAUGUAAACGAAUUAUUGAAGGAGCCCUCGAUGGAUCUACUUCUAGUGUACAGACCAGUAGUGUUCAUGCAGUAGGCGACUCAAUCAGUAGCUCAUCUUUGAAGAGAGACAGACAAGUAGCAUUUGGUUCUCCUCAAAUUGAUUCUACAAUUGCAUCAAAGCCAAUUGUUAAAACCCUUACUCAACUAAAUGAAAUUAUGGAGUCUAAUCGCUUGGAUCAAAAAAGUUUUACUGACAAUGAUAAACUGAUUUCAGAAUGUAAACAAAAAGUGUUGGAUAGACCUGAUAUUGGAGAGGAUAGUUUAGCUAACAUGUCACCAUUCACAUUAAAACAAUUGCAAUCAGACGUUGAAAGUAUGAUCACAAAAUGCACAGACUAUAAAUUUGCUCUUGCCAAAGAAAAUAAUAAGCGAAGAGAAUACAUUCAACAACUAGAACAAGAAUUGAAAGAACAACAAGAUUUAAUGGACAAGUGCAAUGAUUGUAUUAAAGAGUGGAACAACAAUUACAUUGUAGAUCUCCAAAAAGUCUCAACAUCUGUUGAAAUUCAUCUCAAUAACAAACGUCUUGGCACUAGUAGCAACGCAACCAGUGCCUUCUCUUCCCACGAUGAAGAUCCACUUGCUAGCACGGUCUACACCGACGACUUUUUCCGAGUUGACGAAGACGAGGAAGCAGUGGAAUCUUCAAAUAAAAAGCUGAAAAUGGAAACACCUUUCGAUGAAGAGGAAGACCUAUUCAGUGAAGUGAAACAACGAACGGCCACUGCUGCUCCUCUCACAGCCAGUGAUGUGAAUAGUUUGAUGAGUUCGAUUCUGAGUGCUAUUGGAUCAACCAAGAAUGCAAAUGGAAGUACUGGUAACGGAGCAAGUGGAAAUUCCACUUCUAAUGAAUAUGAUGCAACCUCUAGUGAUUAUCCUCCUUUCGAUUAA